UGCCAACCCCAACCACAACACACACCGACACACGUAGGAGUACUACUCUUCAGCCUCAAGCCAAACCAACAUCCAUCUAAAGACCCAAUAUAUACAGACACACAUGACACAUCCCCUCACUCGCAAGCCCCCAUCAAUUUGCAUACGUGUUUUGGCGCUCUCUCACACACAGACACAGUUUGGCUGCAAACUCUGUCCGCGAUGAGCUCGAGUAAGCUUGAAGGCGGGAAGCUGCUGAGCUCCAGGAUCCUGUCGUUGAGGGAUAGCUCCAGCAGCACCGUCGCCAACGCCUCCUUCAGGGUCUACUACAGCGUCGGCGCCGGCACCGUGCCCUUCGUCUGGGAGACCAAGCCCGGAACCCCAAAGAGCACCGUCGUCCCCGCCGCCACCGACUACGACGCGCCACCCCCGCCAAUCAUCUCGCCGCCGCCGUCCUACCUGUCCAGAACAAGGAAGACGUACACGAGGAGAGCGCCAUCCGCUUCCCGGUCUUCGCGGUGGGGAUGGCUGACCAAGUGGCUCGACAUCAGGAGGUGGAUGUCGCCGCCCAAAGGCGGCUGGCACGCGCCGGACGGCGCCGCCGAUGAGGUGGAACGGCAGCGGCGGCUCCGGCGAGACGCGCCCAUCUUCCUCUGCAGCUGCGCUUCUGAUCAGCCAGGCAGGCAUGGAUAGGUCGGUGGAUAACGCCGGUGUGCACUUGCGUCCAUGGAAGGAUUGGUCGGUCGAUUUGCUGUGUUGCACUUCCGGCGGUGUUGAUGACGUAUAGAUAAUAUUUAAGACUUUUAGAAAGCUAUAUAAACUGGCUUUACAAUAGCUCGCGUGGUGUUUUUGCUGGACUUUGAUCAAGUUUUAGGUAGGACUUUGUUUCUUUCCCGUCGGUCUGAUGAUAGAUUUGUUGUUGCAGUGUUAAUUUGGCUGUUUGGAGAUGAUGAAUAAUUGGGUACCCGUGAUGUGACUGCCUGAGAGUGCGUUAUGGCCUCUGUUUUUCUCAUGAUCUUGGAACGAACCGCUGGUGACAUAUAACUUGUAAAACAGUGACUUGUAGUUAUUGUCAUGAUAAGUAGUAUCUCUUACCUGUUUUGA
Messenger RNA from Lolium perenne, 1083 nucleotides. RefSeq lists its product as uncharacterized. NCBI's taxonomy places the organism in Eukaryota, Viridiplantae, Streptophyta, Magnoliopsida, Poales, Poaceae. The record is from RefSeq and is a predicted model, not a curated record.